AUGCCGUCUAAAGAGUCUCCAAGCUCUUCGCCUAUAGUUUACACAUCAGAUGUUGGAUUUACGACCAGAUUCAGAUCGAGAUUCUCAUCACUACAUCCAUUACCGACGACCAAUUCUUCUCCUACGGCAGUUGAUCAAAAAAAUGCUGCUUUGGAAUCUUCGUUUACAGACAGCUCAAAGUUGAAUUUGAAUAAUGCAGUCACAUGGACAAAAAUGAAGGAUGUCUGUAAUGAUAUAUACAGUCGUAACUGCCAAAUAUCUCAAGGAGAAGCGAUUUGUCUAACAAUUUCCGAUAAAUAUAUUGCCAUUGCCACAUCCAAAGGAUUCAUUUUGAUAUAUAAUGAUGCACAGAAACUUCUAUGCAAGAUUGGAUCCCGAAAAGAAACUACUGAUUACGGUAUUAUUACUUCAUUGGAGUUUUCACCUGAUUCCGAGAUGAUAGCAGCCGGAUAUCAGCGUGGUCAUAUUUCAUUAUGGAAAAUUGGCCGUCCGGAAAACCCAUCAAUUGACAUUCCGUCUGUUACUAAUGUGAAACAGGCAGAUCAGAAACCCAUACAUUUGUCUGGUAAUUCUAUUACGGGAUUGUGUUUUGUCGGUAUAAAGAACACAGAGCUUAUCAGUACUGAUGAAUCUGGUACAAUGAUUAUACAUCGUUUUAGUCACACUCUUUUUAGAAUACCGUACUCUCACUCUGACUAUUUAAUGGGGCCAAACAACCCUUUUCACAUAUCAAAAAGGACCCAACACAUUAUCCUUGGAUUUAGUCUUCUUCCCCUGGGAUCAUAUCUACAGAAAACAGACAAUAUGCGCAUACUGGCUAUUAUUACUCCUCAUACUUUGAUUGUGGUUUCGGUUGCUCCGAGACUAAGAAACUAUUUGAGAAUAAGGAAUCCUCAUCGUCCUGAGGAUGAAAAUAUAAGAAAUGAUAAUAACCAAAUUUUUGGCUCCGUUUCAUGGUAUCCGGCAACAAUCAAAAAAUCGGAAAACAAACACUAUCCACCCAUACUUGCCUACUACUGGAAUAAUACAUUGACUAUACUGGAGAUGUAUAGCGAUGACUUGGAAGGAAAUGCCGAUACGGAUUCACUUCUGCUUCGAUUUGAAAAUAAAAAGGUUUGGGUCUGUUCAGAACAGAUUGUACACAUUGAGUGGGUCAAUUCGGAUAUUUUAGUAUGCCUGACAAUUUCCCAAAGAUUGUUUUUCUUGGGCAGGGAUUCUAAACGGAUAGCUCUGUUAUCUGUAGUGGACCUUACAUCAAAGCAUAUUAAAAACAGUAAGAGGUAUCUUAAUAUGGCCGGUAUUCAAAAUAUUGACUACCAGAAUACUUUCAAGGCUAUCAAAUCCAACAUGUUUAUACUAGGCCGGAAUAGUUUUUACUUUGGUGUUUUAAACACUUGGGCUGACAUUUUGUUUGGUCAAAUAAAGGAUGGUCAUUAUAUAGAGGCUCUUGAAACAGCAUCGAAACAGUAUAAGGGAGAUUGUAACAUGGACUUAAUAAGACUUCCUAGGGACGAUGAAUUGAGACAUCAGAUAAUCUCAAAGCACAUUUCUCAGAUCUUGGAUGCAUCACUGAAUUUUCUAUUUUCUGAUGAUAUGACAAGACUACCAGAAGAGAAUAAAAAAAGUAUAGCCUCACGUUUUAUUGAUUCUGCAUUAGCUGCAUGCUCAACUAUUGAGGUUAAGCCUGAAAUUUAUGAUACAUUACUUGAAAAAUAUAUCUUCACUGAUUUGGAAGACGUUUUUUUCAAUUCUUUGGAAAGCUCCAUUUUAAACGGACAGACAGGUAACCUACCUCCUUUCACUCUUAAGCAUCUCUUUCAAUAUUAUAUUUCAACUAAUAGGGCAGACACUUUGGAGGAAAUUCUUUGCCGUAUGGAUAUCUCACAAUUGGAUGUUGAUCUAGCUAUUAGGCUAUGUAGAAAGCAUCAUUUAACAGAUACUUUAAUUUAUAUCUGGAAUGUGUUGUUUCAUGAUUACAUUAGCCCGGUAUUUGAGGCAAUCCAGAUUGCAAGACAGACCCCUUCUAACACAAGUAUUGAUUACAUUUACACAUAUAUUGCAUAUAUUCUAACUGGAAGACAAUAUCCUACAGAUAUGACAAUUUCUCCUCCAGAGCAGGCACGUUCUGCUAAACUGAACAUGUAUUACAUGCUCUUCAAUGGUGCAUCUAUAAGUUAUCCUGAUAAUUCUCCAAAGUUCCACGUUACAUCAAACGUUAAGGAAGAACCAGCCUUCCCUUACCUUCAUUUUCUGCUAAAGCAUGAUGUUGUGAAAAUGCUUCUUAGUUUGAAUGAGGCUUUUGAAGAUACUCUCUUAAAUGAUGAUGAGGUCGUUUCCAGAAAAGAUACAGGACAUCCAUACGAGUUCAGUGUCAGCAGACAGUACAUAGUCAAUGUACUUUUUGACAUGUUUAAUCAAAUCUCAAAUGAUUUCAGUUCUAAGGAUCGGACAUAUUUGUCUAUUUUUAUUGCGCAAAACUAUUCAAAAUACAAACAGUUUAUUCGCCUUUCAGAUUCAACCUUAGAUGGGAUUAUUGAGGAUCUUUGUUCAACAACAGAUUCAAGCUUGAAACAUGAAUGUGAAAUAGGUAUUCAAUCAUUGCUCUCUGUUUACAAGCCGGCAAACCGUGAUUCGUUGGUUGCUCUUCUAGAAAGUUCAAAAAUGCACAAUACUUUACUCUAUAUUUACAGGAGCGAAAACAGAUACUUACAAAUUCUAGAUAUGUGGUUUAAAUCUAUGGAGGAUACUCAGGGAAAUGUUAAUGAUGAAGAUAAUGAAGAAUAUCAACUUUCAGAGGCCAUUCCAAGUAUCAUUGAAAAAUGUCUUGCUGAAGCCGAUAGUGCCAGCAUUAGCCGAUUUCAAGUUGAAAAUCUACUUCGCGCUCACUUCGGUGUAUUAGUUCAAAAGUUUCCUGAAGACACUGCUCGUAUAAUUGCAACAAAGUGCCCUUCAUUACUUGAAUGUGCUUUGAGUCAGGAAGAUGAAUCAAUUCAACGCUUCAAAUAUUUUGGCUAUCUUUUUAAGAUGCAGUUUCAAGGGAAGCUCACGACAAAACUCUCACCGGAUUUUGUGAUUGCGUAUGCUAAGUUACUUAGAGAAUUUGAUAGAAAUUCACUAGAGGAUUUUGCUUUAAGUUUGAAUGGUUCCGAUGAAUUUUUGCUUAAAUUUUUGGAGGAGAAUCAUGAAGAUGAGAUAUUGGUUAAGCUGUAUGCACAUAAUCAUCAAUAUUCCAAAGCAGUGUCACAGGCUACUGAAACAAUUAAGAAGCGUGGACAGAAUAUGAUUGAUAGUAACAGUUACGAUGAAGUUAGUGCCCAGAUUAUGCUCAGAUUGAUAAAUAUGUGCUUUGUGAAUUUACGGAACCUUAGGAAGGUUCCUUCUUCAAAUAGUGAUGAUGGAAAACUCACUGAGAAUGAACAACUUCUAUUAGACCUGAUUGAAAUUUGUGUUAAGAUGUUCAAUACAGUAAGCACUGAAAAUAAUGGUGAGCCUAAUGACGAUCAGGUUCUGAAAUUAUUAAAGAGAAUAACUCAGAUCACCUUCACUCAGGCUCUUACUGAAAAUCAAGAUAACGCUGAUUCGUUUUUAAAUGUGUUUUACGCAUUUCUAAAUAGAUCUUCACUUAUGGUAACUACUUUAAAGGACGUCAGACCCGUUUUGAGUGAAAUAUUUUUGUCUUAUUCACAUGACAUGGUUAUACAAAAGCUGAUUCUCAGGUUGGUUAACGAUAGCAUAUAUGGUGAUCUACUAAAAAAAGAUAAAUUAAACUUGAAAGGGUGGUCUUUGAGUAAAGUUGAAUGUGAAAUAUGCGGUAAGAAGAUUUGGGGAGCUCAUAUAGAUCCUAAUAAUUUUGAGUUAUGGCAGGACCAUGUACUCGAAAAGAAUUUGGGAGAGGAGCGGGAAAAGUUGGAUAAGGAGUUGGAGGCAGAGCUUAGUAUAUGUGUUUUUCAAUGUGGACACGGGUACCAUGUUAGAUGUCUACAGGGAUUAGGCGUCAAUGACAAAAGCAGAUAUUGCAUUGUAUGUAAAAGAAACUAA
Messenger RNA from Brettanomyces bruxellensis, 4038 nucleotides. RefSeq lists its product as uncharacterized. Gene Ontology annotation, molecular function: protein binding. Gene Ontology annotation, biological process: endosomal vesicle fusion; protein targeting to vacuole. Gene Ontology annotation, cellular component: late endosome; HOPS complex. The transcript has a single exon. NCBI's taxonomy places the organism in Eukaryota, Fungi, Ascomycota, Pichiomycetes, Pichiales, Pichiaceae. The coding region runs from base 1 to 4038 and encodes 1345 amino acids. The record is from RefSeq and is a predicted model, not a curated record.